Messenger RNA from Ustilago hordei, 2496 nucleotides. RefSeq names its product putative p21-activated kinase. Gene Ontology annotation, biological process: regulation of MAPK cascade; intracellular signal transduction; protein phosphorylation. The record is from RefSeq and is a predicted model, not a curated record. Gene Ontology annotation, molecular function: protein serine/threonine kinase activity; ATP binding. NCBI's taxonomy places the organism in Eukaryota, Fungi, Basidiomycota, Ustilaginomycetes, Ustilaginales, Ustilaginaceae. The transcript has a single exon. Bases 1 to 2496 code for a protein of 831 amino acids. Gene Ontology annotation, cellular component: cytoplasm.
AUGUCUGGCUUCCGCAGCGCGUCCAAUGGCGCUUCUGGCAACUCACAGCAGGGCUCGUUUGGCUCCCUGACGCCCUCGCGACCUGCACCUCCCGUCCCGACCAGCAAGCACAACGACCCUUUCCUUCCACCUCUCUCGCAGUACAACCCUGGACCUAGCUCUGUCGGAAUGGGCAUGGGCGCUGGUGGAGGCUCCUACACCGGUCCAUUGCGUCCUGCUGGCCCUGGUGCUACUGCUUCCGGUGCUGGACCAGCAAGCCAUCUCGGCUCCAACUCGAACUGGCAACAGGCUGGUCCAGGUGCCACAACUAGCGGCGCUGCCGUUGUAAGGAAGGGCUGGGUCAGUGUCAAGGAGGAUGGUAUCCGAUCUUGGAUCUGGAGCAAGCGAUGGCUCGCUCUCCGCGAACAGACACUCACUUUCCACAAAAACGAGACCACCUACCAGGCUGUCGCCCUUGUCUUCCUUAAGGACAUCUCCAAUGUCUCGCGUACCGAUCUCAAGCCAUACUGCAUCGAAGUCGAGACCAAGGACAAGACCUUCUACCUCCAGCUCAAGAGCGACGAAGAGCUUUACGGCUGGAUGGACGACAUCUACUCACGUUCGCCCCUCAUGGGCGUGUCCUCUCCCACCAACUUUGUCCACCAGGUUCACGUCGGCUUCGAUCCCAUCAGCGGCGCUUUCACCGGCUUGCCCGAGCAGUGGUCCAAGCUGCUCACCACUUCUGCCAUCACUCGGGAGGACUAUGAAAAGAACCCACAGGCCGUUCUUGACGUUCUCGAGUUCUAUACCGAUAUCCAGAAACGAGAGCGCGACGACUUUGGUCUCGGCACUCCGACUAUGAACUUGCAGUCUGGACGCAAGCCCAACGAGAUCCCGAGUGCCUCUGCGGCGCCCCGCUUCAAGGCAGGCACCGGCUUCGCUGGCAGUGCAGGCGCCGACUCUGACUCUAACUUGUCCAAGGAGGCUCCCCAAUACCCUACUGCAGCCAAGCCCCCUUCAGAUGCCUUCCGCAGUUCGCCUUCUGGCGCUGCCUCAUCUCAGUCCUCGUCGACACUCAGGCCAACGCAGUCCUCCACCAUGACGAGGCGGCCCUCCGACGACGGUCGCCAAGACGCGUCCAGCCCUGCUUCUUCGCAAGCCUCCCCUUCUCGUUUCGGCGGGUCUGCUUCCAACGACUCCAAGUACGGCCGUUCCACUCCUGGCGGUUCCAGCACUUCUGCCUCUACUGCACGCCCUGACCUGGUCCCAUCUCGCAAAGCUCCUGCUGCUCCUGGCGCCCCUAAGACAUCUACACCCGCCUCGUCCCUCGCCUCGACUCGACCUGCACCGCCCCCUCCCAACUCUUCAGCUCCCAGCCGUGUUGCCAAUGAUGGUGGUGUUCAGGGUCUCAAUGUCAAGGCCAAGGAGCUCAAGCUCGGCAACGAUUCUGCUGGUGUCUCUCCUUCAUCUUCCAGCGCCGCUGCUGCCGCCGCUAAGCAGCCUUCUGCAGCGGCACCAUCAAGCUCGUCUGCCGCCGCUGCUCAAGUCAAGCCCCUCCAGAUGGCUAAGAAGGAGACCGGUGCCAAGACAGCACAGCAGAAGGAAGCUGAGCGACGCAUUAGCACCAUGUCCGAAGCACAGAUCAUGGAGAAGCUUCGCUCCGUCGUCAGCCCAGAUGACCCCAACAUGCUAUACAGCAAGAUCAAGAAAGUCGGUCAAGGUGCUUCUGGUUCUGUCUUUGUCGCCAAGACGCUCGCCACUGGCCAGCGUGUGGCUAUCAAGACGAUGGACUUGUCACAGCAGCCGCGCAAGGAGCUUAUUGUCAACGAGAUUUUGGUCAUGAAGGAGUCGCAGCACCCCAACAUUGUCAAUUUCCUCAACUCGUUCUUGGUGCGUAACAACGAGUUGUGGGUGAUCAUGGAGUACAUGGAGGGUGGUGCCCUUACCGACGUUAUUGACAACAACACGCUCGAGGAGGACCAAAUUGCCGCUAUUUGUCUCGAGACCUGCAAGGGUCUCGAACAUCUCCACAGCCAGAGCAUCAUUCACCGUGAUAUCAAGUCUGACAACGUGCUUCUCAACGCCAGUGGCCAAGUCAAGAUCACCGAUUUCGGUUUCUGUGCCAAGCUUACCGACCAAAAGUCGAAGCGUGCCACCAUGGUGGGUACGCCUUACUGGAUGGCCCCCGAGGUGGUCAAGCAGAAGGAGUACGGCGCUAAGGUUGAUAUCUGGAGUUUGGGUAUCAUGGCUAUCGAAAUGAUCGAGAACGAGCCACCUUAUCUGGACGAAGAGCCACUCAAGGCACUGUACCUGAUCGCGACCAACGGUACACCGACGCUGAAGAAGCCCGAGACGCUGUCCAAGAACUUAAAGAGCUUCUUGGCGGUUUGUCUGUGUGCUGAUGUCAAGAGUCGAGCUUCGGCGGACGAGUUGCUGCAUCAUCCCUUCUUGCAGUCAUCCUGCCCGUUGUCGAGCCUUGCGCCAUUGCUCAGGUUCCGCAACAAGCCUGACCGUUAA